AUGGAGAGUUGUCCCACCAUUACUAAUACACCAUGUAUUCUUCAUAGCGGAGACGGGGAAUGGCAACGUGUUGAACCCAACAUAAUGGUGGCAAAUUUCUGCGAGAAAAUUGAUGAGGAAUUUUUUGAAAAUCAGCCGAUAAAAAGUGAUUGCUUCCGAGAUUUCUUAGAGUCUCUUGAAAAAUACAGCGCUUACCAACAGGUUAUCCCUUUUAUGAAAAUGCUCAACCCCGAAUACGGCAACACACCGGAUAAAUUGUUUGAAUUGCUUUUAAAAAGUAUCCAGGAACAUGAACAUAGGGGCAAAAACUUGAAUGUAAAGUGGAGAGAAGAAUAUUCAACCGAUCUCUGCUGGUUGGCUGAAUGGAUAGCAGAACACAAUAGUCGAAAUUUCAGUCCCAUUUUCUACUUGAAUAUUGUAAAAGAUAACUCACCCGUCAACUGGAGAUCCCAGUGUUUGCUGAUUGAAAUUUACGACCAAUUUUCUGGGGAAUUUCCCGAUAUUUUUUCCAAAGGCCGUAUAGGACGCUCUUUACAUGGAAUAGCCGUUAAAAUGCCAUCUCUGGUGCCUUUAUUACGCAAAUCGGUUGCCACAUCCGACAGCUGUGCCGCGUUACAACCAGAGAAAUUGUUGCGGCUCAUGGAAUUCAUUGCAAUGGAUUUGGACCGACAAAGUGAAAUCACAAGGCAGCAGUUGCCGGAGUUUGAGCUACUACCUUUCAGCGACUGGUAUCACCAUUUAAGAAGCAAAAUGUUGGAAAAGGAAAUCGAUCGGCUGCUCAUCAGUGAUUCGAAUAUUCAAAAAAAAAAUAAAAAACUUAGAAAUGAGGCCGUUUACAUGUUACUAGAACUCGAAUUCCAAAACAACCAAAAGUUUUGUGACGACUUAUUGAAAACGUUUCGUGACUGGAAGGCCGUUUCUCGUUUGCAAAAUGAUCUGUAUCCAGGAGCGAGUCCUGACCAAGAAUAUGACGAAAGAAACGUUGACGAUAUCAUAGAAAAGAUGAAAAAAUACACGCCAACGGUUGACUACGAGUUAAUCACAGAUAAAAUAUAUCCGCAGAUGUUGACUAACGUGCAAGAAAGAGUGAGGGAAUCUACAUUAAUGUCAGACCAAAUGGAAGGAUUUGACAAACAAGAAUUCAAGAAGCAGCAGGAAAGUAUACGGAAUUUGAUCAAGAAAUGGAAGAAAAAUGGGUUAGAACUGAAGGAAAGAAAGUCCACAGUGGAUUUUCUUUUUGUUUACGAUUACGCCGUACAAAAAACGUGUACGAAGAAACCAGACAAAAUAUUUCGACUACGCGACAAUCAGAGAGUGGCUAUUAUGACAUUGCUGACAUCUGAAUUCGAAAACCCGUCAUCUAAAUACACAACCACCUUAACGCAAGUAUCAACCGGUGAAGGCAAAUCGCUCAUCGUCACUGCUGUCGCAAUCGCAUAUGCUCUUUGCCGAAACAAAGAUAAAAAGAAUAAGAAAAUCGAUGUUAUUACAAGUAAUGAAGUGCUGGCUCGUCGUGAUUCUACGCUGUCAGUGGCUGAUGGUGGACUGCGAGAUCUUUAUGAAUAUUUCGAUGUCAGCGUGGCAAACAAUUGUAGCCACAGCGAGGACGAACGAACCCAAGCCUAUAAUGCAGCAGUCGUUUAUGGAAAAUUGGCCAAUUUCCAGCGAGAUUAUUUACUGGAUAAAUUCUACGGUCAUAAUAUCAGAGGUGACCGCACCAUGGACCUUGUCGUUAUUGAUGAAGUCGAUUGCAUGUUGCUCGAUCGCGGAAACGAUACGCUGUACCUAUCGCACGACAUCCCCGGCAUGGAGAUGCUCGAAUCUCUUUACGUUUUUAUAUUGGCAAAGAUACGCAGCUCUUCCACCAGAUCGGAUAAAUUAACCGUAAAGGAAUUCGUUAAAUCAGCCGUUCUGUACGACCUUUACGGUGCUAUAACUAAAGACGAUUUAGAAUUGAUUCACGGCCCAUUGAAGGACCAGCCAUCGGAAAAGAACGCUAUCUGGAAUCACUUGAUUGAAAAAAAAGUAAUCGACCCACAAGGACGACUAUUGAUGGAUGAUAAAUUCGAAAAAAUCAAUUUCGAACCACAAAUGGAUUCCAAGAUUAGCUUUUACCUCCGUAACGUGGCGCAACGCGAGCGAAGUAUUCGGUUACCUGAACAUUUGAUGUCCUUUGUCGAUCGUCAUCUUGACAGUUGGCUGGACAAUGCCAUGCAGGCACUGGAACUCAAACGAGACGAGGACUACGUUGUCGAUCAAGACCGAACAGACACCAGCCCAGAUCUCCAUCCUCAAGUAAUUAUUAUUGAUCAGGACACAGGGAUGGACCAGAUCUCAUCACAGUGAGAUGGAGCACUACAUCAAUUUAUUCAGCUAAACGAAGGCUGCAAAUUGACGCCACAAAUUCUAAGAGCCAUUUUCAUUUCUAAUGCGGCUUACGUCAAGGCUUAUAAUAAAGCAGUGGGCGUUUCGGGCACGCUGGGAUCUGAAACAGAACGACUGUUUUUGCAUGAAAAAUACAAAUGCAUUCAGUUUGUCAUCCCAACAGCUUUCCAGAAACGUUUCUACUUGAAACCAACGCAAGUCUUUAAAUCAAAGGACCACUGGCUCCAUGCCAUCGUCAAAGAAACACAACAUAUUAUCCUUCCUGAAGAUCAAGCUGAAACUCGUUCUCUCGUCAUCUUCUGUCAAUCCAUCAAAGAUGUGAACGAUAUUCGCCGUUACCUUAAAACUGCAUUAGGACCAAAGCUCAAUGAUGACCACGUCCAUUGCUACACACGUGAUUAUGAAAAGUUUGCUUUCGAAGGGAAAUCACUUGAAGUUGGUCGUGUGAUCAUCGCCACUAACUUGGCGGGCAGGGGCACGGAUAUCAAAAUAAGCGAAAAGUUGAGGGUAAACGGAGGUCUUCAUAUUUGUCUGACUUUUUUGCCGAAAAAUGAGCGGAUAGAAGAGCAGGCGAUGGGACGUGCUGCUAGAAAUGGCGUACCGGGAAGUGGAAUCUUUCUAUUGUACGAAGAAUCGCCAACAGGAAUAAAAUGGGGCGCAGGAAAAUGGUUAAGCCUGAAGGAAGAGCGCCAAUGGAAAGAAUGCCAACGGAUAUCCCGUUUGAAAGAAGAUUUCAGGACAAUGGAACUUCAACAAGAAUUUUUUGGCGAUUUAUCGAAUUAUUACACUACACUGAAGAAAGAAUUGAGAAAGCAAAAACGUGGAGAUCAGGAAAUUAAGACGAUCUGCAACAGUGUAAUGGAUAUAUGGGCUUUGUGGCUUGACGAAACAGAGGAUCAUUUGAAACUAACUUGUAACUAUUAUACUGAAUUACUCGAAAAUUUUCAUGUUGGACUUGGACUGCCAGAAAGCAACACAAGAGACUGCAGUUGGAUGACGCCAGUACGAUCUGUUGUCAUGGCCAAAAAUUUGGCUCUACAAAAGUCAUCGCUGUCGGAGGCAGCUGAAAUUCUGAAUCGAGUCAUUGAUUCAAAGGACAGUGAUCUUUAUCCUGCUGCUCAUUACUACUCUGCUUUCAUUUUGAUUCAAGAAGAUUUUGAAGAAAGCAAAAUUAAAUUCAUUCAAAAGGUGCAAAGGUGCGAGACUAUUUUGAACAAUCACAUAGACAUGCACUUAUCCUUUUACCGCAAAGUCGCCCAUGUAGUGCCUGAACAAACCCCAUCGUUCUGCGUCGUGGACGCCUAUAAGCAGCAAAAAAACAAUGUGGUAAUAAUCCUCGAAUAUUUCCUCGGUUCCGUCCGGGCCUUAGUUGGCACUCACUAUUGCUCAGCCUCCAAUCUGAGGGAAGCUGGGCGAGAUGCCCCCGAAAAGCUUGGCAUAGCAAAAAGGGCAUUGAAAAAACUUGAAACAUUCGUACAGAAAGAACCUCCGUUACAUUUCGAUUUUUUUGGAAAUGAAACAAAAUUAAAUGGUGAACCUAAACGCCACAAAAUCAGUCCCGCUAGAGCGGACGAACUCUUUCGAUCGCUGGUCAAAAAGAAGUGUAUCGCUUGCCAGCUCAACAACAUCCCUAAUAGGGACGCCAUUCAGCAAGUAGCCAACGAAUACGGAAUCCCGAAACUGUUAGAAAAAUUAGUGCCCGUCUUUGGAGAGAACUUCACUGAGGAGGAGAUCGAGAAAAAACUAAAAAAAGAAAAAGUGAUCCCUUGUACGAGAAAGGUGUUUUGGAAGAAGCUGAAGAAGGCAUGUGCCCUAGAGGCGGUGAAAGAUGGAUUAUGCUCUAAAAUGAAAUGCAUCAUCAUAACUGUCUAA
This is a messenger RNA of Daphnia carinata, 4257 nucleotides long. RefSeq names its product protein translocase subunit SecA-like. Gene Ontology annotation, biological process: protein targeting; protein import. The record is from RefSeq and is a predicted model, not a curated record. NCBI's taxonomy places the organism in Eukaryota, Metazoa, Arthropoda, Branchiopoda, Diplostraca, Daphniidae. Gene Ontology annotation, cellular component: membrane. Gene Ontology annotation, molecular function: ABC-type protein transporter activity; ATP binding. The transcript has 2 exons.